Molecule: messenger RNA, 1587 nt
Organism: Cadophora gregata
Lineage: Eukaryota; Fungi; Ascomycota; Leotiomycetes; Helotiales; Ploettnerulaceae
Gene: ACH1
Product: acetyl-CoA hydrolase
Exons: 4
Coding region: 1-1587 (528 amino acids)
Biological process (GO): acetate metabolic process
Cellular component (GO): mitochondrion
Molecular function (GO): acetyl-CoA hydrolase activity; acetate CoA-transferase activity
Source: RefSeq, a predicted model, not a curated record
AUGUCCGGUCUACUAACAGCUUCAGCUGCGCUGAAGUCUCGUGUCAAAAGGCCUUCUAUGCUCAAGAAGCUUGCCCAUCCUGAAGAUUUGAUAAAGCAUUUUCCUGAUGGCGCAUAUAUUGGGUGGUCCGGCUUCACCGGUGUUGGGUAUCCUAAGAAGAUCCCGACGAUGCUCGCAGACCACGUCGAAAAGAACAACUUGCAGGGGAAGUUGAAAUACUCCCUCUUUGUAGGUGCGAGUUCUGGAGCCGAGACCGAGAAUCGAUGGGCGGAAUUGAACAUGAUCGAGAGGCGAGCACCACAUCAGGUUGGAAAGGCUAUCGCAAAGGGAAUCAACAACGGAGAUAUAAAGUUCUUUGACAAGCAUUUGUCAAUGUUCCCGAGUGACUUGGUCUAUGGAUUUUAUACCAAGGAUAAGCCAAACAACAAGCUGGAUGUUGUUGUUGUUGAAGCGUCAGCAAUUCUCGAGGAUGGUGGCAUUGUACCAGGCGCCUCUGUCGGUGCAUCUCCAGAACUUAUUCAAAUGGCGGACAAGAUCAUCAUCGAGGUAAACACCGCGAUUCCAUCCAUGGAAGGACUUCACGAUAUCACCAUGUCUCAAAUCCCACCACACCGAAAACCGUACUUAAUCAUGGCUCCAGAAGAUCGCAUCGGCACAACUGCCAUACCUAUUGAUACAGAAAAGGUUGUUGCAAUCAUCGAGUCGGACUAUCAAGAUCAGACAUUACCCAACAGUCCAGCCGACGCAUCGUCAGCAGCAAUUGCAAGACACUUGAUCGAAUUUCUUGAGCAUGAAGUUGCGCAGGGCCGUCUCCCACCCAAUCUUCUCCCUCUUCAAUCCGGAAUUGGAAACAUUGCAAAUGCAGUUAUUGGUGGACUCGCUGAAUCCAAAUUUGAGAAUCUGAAAGUAUGGACGGAGGUGUUGCAAGAUACUUUCCUUGACUUGUUCGACAGCGGGAAAUUGGAUUUCGCAACAGCAACUUCUAUCCGCUUCUCGCCUGAUGGCUUCAAGCGCUUCUACGACAACUGGGACCAGUAUCACAACAAGCUCCUCUUGCGAUCCCAGCAAGUCUCGAAUUCCCCCGAAAUCAUUCGACGACUAGGUGUUAUUGGCAUGAACACCCCCGUCGAGGUUGACAUCUACGCCCACGCAAACAGCACUUGCGUUAUGGGAUCUCGCAUGCUGAACGGACUUGGUGGAUCAGCAGACUUCUUGCGCUCAGCCAAGUAUAGUAUCAUGCACACGCCUUCAACGCGACCUUCAAAGACCGAUCCUCACGGAUUGAGUUGUAUCGUGCCUAUGUGCACACAUGUGGAUCAGACGGAGCACGAUCUUGACGUGGUCGUCACAGAGCAAGGACUUGCUGAUGUACGAGGAUUGAGUCCGAAGGAGCGGGCCAAGGUCAUUAUUGAGAAAUGUGCUCAUCCUGACUACAAACCCAUCUUGGAGGACUACUUCAAGAAGGCAGAGUUUGAAUGUUUGCGAAGAGGAUGGGGACAUGAGCCUCAUCUUUUGUGGAAUAGCUUUGAUAUGCACAAGGCUCUAGACCAGGAAGGUAGUAUGAAGAAACUCAAGACUUGGGGUUGA